Beta vulgaris subsp. vulgaris (sugar beet) is the source of this 1174-nucleotide messenger RNA. Its product is annotated as transcription repressor OFP6. NCBI's taxonomy places the organism in Eukaryota, Viridiplantae, Streptophyta, Magnoliopsida, Caryophyllales, Amaranthaceae. The record is from RefSeq and is a predicted model, not a curated record. The transcript has a single exon. Gene Ontology annotation, biological process: negative regulation of DNA-templated transcription. The coding region runs from base 68 to 670 and encodes 200 amino acids.
UUCUUAGUCAAAUCUACUCUCAUUUGCUCCCCCCUAUUCUAAGUAAAAACUCUUUUUUCUCUCUACAAUGUCCACUUCCAAAAGAAAAGUUCUCUUAAACACAGUCUCAGUAAACUUAGGUUGCAGCUGCAGAAAACCAAUAUUUUCUUCAAUUUUUAACCCAAAACCAAAAUCUAAAACACCCAAAUACCAAAAAUACCAAAACCAAUCUUACUCAUCCUCAACUUCAAGUACUACUACAACAACAACUUGGGUUAAAAAUGGAAAUUUUUCAUCUUCCUCCCCUUAUGAUCAGUAUUACCCUACACAAUCAACUUUCUCUCCUUACAUGGAUACAACCUCUUCCUCAUCCUCAUCUCAGCCUUCUACGAUAGCCGCACCCGACGCGUAUGGUCGGGUGCGGCCUAAGUCUGUGGCUGUGGAGAAGGAUUCAAGUGAUCCUUAUUUGGAUUUUAGGCAGUCCAUGCUUCAAAUGAUAGUUGAGAAUCAGAUUUAUACAAAAGAUGAUCUUAAGGAGUUAUUGAACUGUUUCUUACAGUUGAAUUCUCCUUGUUUACAUGGGACUAUUAUCCGAGUUUUUACUGAGAUUUGGAAUAGUUUUUUCUUUUCAGGAAGACCUGAUCACUCUUCUCCUAGGUUCUAUGUUCGGCCUAAGUCCUAUGAAAUUUAGUCGUAUUAAGGGUUAGACUUGUGUACAUCUGAAGUGUCGAUUUCUUUUCCUGGACUAAAAAAAAAGCGUCCAAGGGAUGAUUUUGGGUAGAGUAUUUUGUAACAUUUUGGUGGUUGUACUAGUUCUGAUUUAUGUAGCACGGAAAUGAAACGUUUCAGAAACCUAAAAUUAGAGUUUCGGGAAUGGAAACGUUUCAUGUCCGUUUAGUUAUGAUCUAUAUAUGUAACAUGGAAAUGAAACGUUUCAUAAAUCGGGAAACCUUUAUCUUAUAAAAUUGGAGUUUCGGGUAUGAAACGUUUCGGGUCCGUUCGGUUAGUAUGAGUAGAUGGAUGCAUAGUGUUUUAGGUAUUUUGUGCUAGCUAUGGUUUUGUUCCUCCUUUUUUGAGGCAAGGAAAAAAUCUCUAACUUGGCUGUAUUUGUAAGUCAUGAUCAUGUGAUAUGACUAGCAAUUGUAUGUAAAGAUGCUUUACUAUAUGGUAUGAAGUUGAUUUUUCAAUUUGUUAA